CUUGUCAGCUCUGAGUGUUGUUACAGAAUUGGAAUGGAGAAAGCACUGACAACAGUAGUGAGCUUGAAAUCAAGUACAUUCUGGGUUUCGAAGAAAGCCAAACAAGAGAUCUCUAAUAUCUCUAAUGACCUAUCCAAUCUGUCGAACACUGUUGAAGAAAAGGCAAAAUGGAUUUUCAACAAGUUAAAAGGCAAACCUACAAAAUCUUUGCCGGAUCUCUUACGAGAAUACAACCUGUCUUCUGGUCUUUUUCCCCAAAACAUAACAUGCUAUGAAUUCGAUGAGUCAAAUGCAAAGCUCAUUGUCUACCUACCAUCAGCCUGUGAGGUCUGCUUCAAGGAUUCAUCUGUUAUGAGAUAUGCUACUCGCGUUAAGGGAACUCUGUCAAGGGGAAAGCUCACUGGAGUAGAUGGAAUGAAGACCAAGGUGUUGGUAUGGGUCAAAGUCACGAGUAUCAACGUUGAGAGCUACAAGUCUGAUAAGGUGUGGUUCAAUGCUGGAGUGAAGAAAUCAAGGUCAAAAGUUGCAUAUGAAAUGCCUUGUGAUGCUGUUAAAGUUGAAGAGUUUUGAGGCUUCGACUAAGAGCAAAAAAGUAAAAAUUUCAAAAGAGAAUAAUGGUCCUUAAUUCACUGGUAUAUUCAUUUUAUAGAGAAAACAAUGUGCAUGUUCAUAUAUAUAUAUAUCUAUCUGCUAGAGAUUUUAGCCCUCUCGUUAAUUGCUUGUGCAUUGUGAUUCUUUGUUUACAUCCAAUUUAUUAGAUCAUUAGUCGAUGGGUAUUAUUGGACACAAUUGUUUUGCCAUUGGUAUAAUUUCAUCUUGCCCAAAAGUGAAAAUGAAAAUUUUAAAUUUUUGUU
Solanum verrucosum is the source of this 854-nucleotide messenger RNA. RefSeq lists its product as uncharacterized. The coding region runs from base 34 to 570 and encodes 178 amino acids. NCBI's taxonomy places the organism in Eukaryota, Viridiplantae, Streptophyta, Magnoliopsida, Solanales, Solanaceae. The record is from RefSeq and is a predicted model, not a curated record. The transcript has 3 exons.